AUGAAAAGCAAUGGUUGCGAAAGAAAACUUAAUAAUGCAAUCGAUUUUAUGUAUUUUAGUGACAUCGCCGGCUUUUACAAUUUCCGUUCGCCUGUGUUCCUGGUUCAAAAUCCAGAGUGUAUUAAAAAAAUGACUGUGAAGGACUUCGACCACUUCGUAAACCAUACACCUUUUUUCAGUGGUGAUGAUGACCCACUCAUUAAUGGUAUGUUGACCGUCAUGAAGGAUCAACGCUGGAGGAAUAUGCGUAACACACUUUCCCCAAUUUUCACCACCUCAAAAAUGCGUGCCAUGUUCUGUUUGAUGAACGAAUGCUUCAACGAGAGCUUGGACCGUUUAAGAGAGAAUACUAAAGGCGGCAAAACUAUUGAUUUGGAACUAAAAGGAUGGUUCACUCGACUAUCAAAUGACAUUAUCGCCUCAACAGCUUUUGGACUAAAGGUCAAUUCUUAUGAGAAUCAGAACAAUGAAUUCUACACCAUCGGGCUGUCAGUUUCAAAUUUCCGCGGCAAGCAAAUGAUAAAGUUCUUUAUUGCAACUACUUUACCAAUAAUUAAGAAAAUUCUGGGAUAUAGAAUAUUUGACGAAGAAAAAACCGAUUACUUCAAACGACUUGUUAUAGAUACGAUGAAAUAUCGUCAAGAGCACAAAAUACACAGACCUGAUAUGAUCCAACUAUUAAUCGAAGCUAAAGAGGAGUCUGAUCAAAAAUGGUCAGACGAUGACAUAGUUGCACAGUGUUUCAUUUUCUUCUUCGCUGCUUUUGAAAACAAUGCCAACUUCUUGUCAGUAAUUAGCCACGAGCUGAUGGAAAAUCCAGAUGUACAGCAGCGUUUGUAUGAAGAAGCAAUUGAAGUGCGUGACGAACUAAAUGGAAAACCAUUAACCUAUGAUGCUAUGGUGAAGAUGAAAUACAUGGACAUGGUCACUUCGGAAACAUUACGAAAAUGGUCUCUUGCCGGAAUGACUGAUCGUUUAUGUUCGAAGGAUUAUGAUCUCACGGAUGAUGAUGGAAACUUGAUAUUCAAAUUUAAGGCCGGCGACUAUGUGUGGUUUCCCAUAAUUGGAAUGCAUAACGACGAAAGAUACUUUGAAGAUCCUGAUUCUUUUAAUCCUGAACGAUUCAGCGAUGCUAACAAAGACAACAUCAAGCCUUUCACCUAUUUGCCUUUCGGUGUGGGACCACGUAUGUGCAUUGGUAAUCGAUACGCACUCAUGCAAGCCAAAGCUAUGAUGUAUUAUUUGAUUUUGGACUUCAAGUUCGAGCGAUCUCCAAAAACUGUGAAGAACAUUAUGGACGAUAUUCGCGGAUUCCAAAUCAAUCCAACUGGAGGAUUCUGGAUACGCCUCGUGCCGCGCAAAUAGUUUUGAUUUUUUAUCACAUAUCUAAACUGAUCAUGGUGGAAUAAUAACAAGGUGUUGUCAGUAGCGACGUGUUUGUUGUAAAUUUGACAAGAUCGGCAUGCUUAUUUUCAGUGCUUCCGAUCUUAAUUUUUAUACUACUAUACGUUGGGAAAUAGUAUCUAAAAUACUCCAUUUUAGUAUUUCGUUUUAUAGCGAUUUUUAAAGAACUUGGUGUUUUCAGAACGAUAUUAAUAUUUAAAAUUGCUGGAUUUGUAUUAUUUUUGUCCUCAAAAUAUAAGAUAUAAAAGAUAUCGUGGUUAUCAAUGGAAAAAUACGUACACAAAAAUCGUAUGGAAAGGCGAUUUUUUUAUAUUAAAUAUCUUUUGCUGCAUUGUCAUAAUAUCGAGCCAAAUGGACUACUGAUACACUAGAAUAGAGCGGCAGCACGGUUAGAUUACGAUUUCGCUUAUAUUAUCGGUAUUUAUGUGUUUUAAUCUAUUUAAAAAAUCAUAUACAGUCUUAUAGGAAAUUUCUUUAUUUUACGGCCUUUACUUUUUCAUAACUUACAAUAUAUGUCCAAGCUGUGUGGAGCUAACGAUACAAACAUAUAUUCAGGCUUAUAAGCUUGUAACUAUACAUUUUCCUACAUUUAAUUU
This is a messenger RNA of Rhagoletis zephyria (snowberry fruit fly), 2000 nucleotides long. RefSeq names its product cytochrome P450 9b2-like. Gene Ontology annotation, molecular function: oxidoreductase activity, acting on paired donors, with incorporation or reduction of molecular oxygen; heme binding; monooxygenase activity. Lineage: Eukaryota; Metazoa; Arthropoda; Insecta; Diptera; Tephritidae. The record is from RefSeq and is a predicted model, not a curated record.